Molecule: messenger RNA, 4578 nt
Organism: Oncorhynchus keta (chum salmon)
Lineage: Eukaryota; Metazoa; Chordata; Actinopteri; Salmoniformes; Salmonidae
Product: transmembrane protein 150A-like
Exons: 8
Coding region: 524-1438 (304 amino acids)
Source: RefSeq, a predicted model, not a curated record
GUUCGUCCUUUGUGGCCGUUGGAUUUCCAGUCAUUUUCUGCACACCUACUCCAACCGGCGCACAUUGGUGAGUUAAAUUGAAUCCACUCAAUCUCGCGUCUGUGGGAGGAGUCCAGCUCAACAGCUGGCUGACUCGCUUUGAUGCUUUUUGACCCUGCCACACCGCGAUACACUGUCUGUGCCCUUUGAAAAAAACACACAUUGUCCCAUUCAAAGAAGAAAAACGGACAAGGAGGACUUAAAACUACCCAAAGAUUUGAUGGACUAUUGCAACUGCAUCGUUGAAUCAACUGAACUUAGUUUUUCGUGAGAAACACCGGAGAUUUGCCUCGUUAAAUGGUGACCAUCAUUGGAUUGUCUUUUGACAGAGGUGUUGCAGCUAGCUGAAGGCGCUCAGACGAGCAAGAAGAAACAAAAGACUGGACACGUCGCCGCUUUACUCUCUCCCUUUCCUCGCACCCAACUUGGGGCCCAAAUCACGAACAAAUCGGCUGAGAUGCAGCUGCCAGUCACCUUGAGUUAAAUGGUAGUUCAUGAGAGGAGAGUGCAAGUUUGGCCAAGGACGAGGAGAAAGAAGAAGACCGAUUCCCGAAGCGGAGGGACAGGACGGGGAGUGGACAUGUCUUUUUGGGCGAUACUACCUGUCAGUCUGCCUGCCUUGACCAUCACUGGAAUUUGGGUUGUGUACGCAAUGGCCUUGUACAACCAGCAUGUCUGCCCUGUGGAUAACUGGCUGUAUAACCAGUCAUGUGAGGAGGAGCUUUAUCUACAGAGUGGACCAACUUUGUGCUGUACUCUGGACAAUGUUCCUCUCAUCAGUAAAUGUGGCACUCUUCCUCCAGAAAGCUGUUUCUUCAGCCUCAUCUGCAGCACUGGAUCCUUCAUGGUGAUUGUGAUAGUCCUCCUGCGUUAUGCCCAUGUGAUAGAGAAGCAUCAGAACUGUGUAUUGAACACAGCGGGCCUUUCCACUGGCUGGAUCUGUGCUGCAGGACUCAUCAUGGUCGGCAACUUCCAGGUGGAUAAUGCUAAGAUCCUCCACUAUGUGGGGGCAGGGGUAGCGUUCCCCACCAGUAUGCUGUUUGUGUGUCUGCAGUCAGCUCUAACCUACAGGCUGGCCAAGACUCAGGGAGAAUACAGCCUGGCUCACCUACGACUGGGCAUGACACUACUGGCCUUCAUCACGUUGGUGCUUAGUGGCGUGUUCUUUGUCCAGGAGAGCUUCGUCCUGCAGCACGCGUCGGCCAUCUUUGAGUGGGUGUUCUGCGUCACCAUCAUGCUCUUCUACGGAACCUUUGCCUUCGAGUUCGCCGGUGUCACAGGAGAUACUGUGAUGGUGCUCGCCAGAGGGGGAGCCCUGGGGCCGAAUGGGAGAGAUCACAAAGUAGAGUCCCUAGGAGGUCCCAUUCCGCUCCCCCCUGAGAGCAUGUCAAUGCUGUAGUCCCUGGGAGAGAGGCCAAAAAGCUGGCCUGUGCCAUUAUCAAUCUGGGGUAGGUGGAGGGACUUUUGAGUAUCCAUCGCUAAUACACCAAAACACCCCCAUUCCAGGGUGUGAAGUGGAUUAUGCCAAUGCCACAUAUAAGCUCAGCGUUGGUGGAAUGGAUUCUACCAUUUCCACCAGGCCCGGCGGUGUGGACACCAUGGGGGAGAUGUGGGUUCGUACUGUUCCCAUGUCCCCAGCCCUGUCCCAGCCUCCAAAGACCCUGCUUGUGUUUGCACAUCACUAAUGAACCAUAAUCUUAUUUUCUUUCAUCCCCUGUUUUCCGGCCAAAGAAGCCUCAUCACUCAUUACAGGAAGUGAUCCUGGUGCCGCUGAGUCUCAGCCUGUUGCUAUCUGAUGACAUCACUGUCAUCUCGACGCAGAUUAAGAGAGGAGGGCAGGCCACCAGAUGGCUAUAUAGAGAAAGAAAGAGAGAGGGAGUGAGACGUCAUGGGAGUGAGGCUGGGAGAAAAAUAGAGGACCGCAUUAGAGAAGAGAGAGCUGCGUGGGAGAGCUAGGCCUGUGCAAUGUAGAGCAUAAUCCAAUAAACAAAAGCACUUGAAUUGGCCAAAUACUCAAUUAUUUUCAGAGGCUGUUAGCGAGCAGACAUUGAUGUUUCCCUCAGUGCUAGAGUCCAAACGAGACAAUGAACCUGCUGCCACCAUUCGUCUUUUAAAACACAACAAUACCAUGAGAGCCGGGCCUCAUCGCACAGCUCCCAAUACGCCACAUGGAAUAUUUAGAAUAUUUCAAAUGGUUAAAAUGACACCCUUCACAUGUAGCGCAAGACUGAGGACUCACUACCAUGAAUGUGUUGAUGACAUGGAUGCUUCACUGAUGAACAGUAUACUGGUCAAUAAACCAUGGUUUUAACCGGGGAAUAUCUGGAUACCAGAGUUACCUUAUUUUUCUACUGAUGCUACAUAAACGUUGUGCCUUAUAAAGCUGUACAUUGGAAUGCAGACUUUUUCAGACUGUAAAAAUAUAUUUUUUUCCUUAUGAUUAUUCGAGACACUUGAGUAUAUGAAAAGCCAAACCUCCAAUAGUAUUUUAUACAUAAUAUUCCAAACACUUUUAUUUUCUACAUAUUGACUGUACGGUUCACCCAAAAGGUAUGUAUGUUGGGAGGGGAGAAGAGGACUAGAAGAACCCAACUGUAAACCAGCUAAUACCAGCCAGAGCUAAGAUAAAUCCCAGGAAUCAAAAAAGUCUGAAAAACAGAGGUCCAGAAUCGAGGAUCUAUUUAUAAUCACAGAAACAACUUUUAUGCUCCCGAUUUCACUGCUUUUCUUUUUGUCAGGCUGGGGUUCAAUCGGUUUCGGUUUCAGACGACGACAGUCGACAGUUUGUUUUGCAAGGCGACAAUGUAGUGUUGAAUGCUGAAACAACCGUAUGCUACCCGGGUUAUCUUCUUGUUUUUUUGCCCCCUGUCUCUUUAGCCUAUCAUGGAAUAGGGGCCUAAAGGGAACAGGAUGGAACUGCUGCUUGCUGCUGGUCUUCUUCUAAAGAAUGUAAACGUAAACCAUCCGCAUCCAUUCUCCUGACUAACUGCACUGAGUCAAACCAUCCACAUGCCUUUCAGAUCUGUGCUAAGAGAUCUUAAAAUGCAAUUAUACGUCUCCACUGUUUCAAUGCUGCCUUAUUAGCUUCAGUGUCUGUGGAUUGCAGAAAGACAUGUAGAGCAUAUAGUUCCAUUCACAAGUGUUUCACAUUCACCUCAGUCAUCACAACGUCUUGAAAGUGAAUCUGAGCAAAUUGGACUGAAUGGAGUCACUGACCAAUGAAGUUCAUCUAAUAGAAACACAGUAGUAGACAAUGAUGUUUGUAGAGGGGAAAAGUGGUCCAUUAGCCCCUCCUAGUGGAGACACAGACUACUGCACAGAGCUCUAUGCCGUUCUAUAGACCCCUUUCUGUGUUUGCAAACAUUACCUCACGAAGGAGAUGCACACAAGUUGGUGGCAGAACACAGGGGAGUUCUUAUAGAACACCAGCAAAAAAAGCCUCUAUUGACAUGUUAAUUUUGAGUGCAUUUCACACUACCUUUGGAUUAUAAUUGGAUUUAAGUCUUGUAUGAAUGUCCUGCUUAAUAUAAUGCUUGUGUCAUUAUCGCAAAUCAACUGGAUUAUACUUUUUAAAAAACACUAACUUCAACCAGUAAAAUGGCUCUUUGGCUUGCUUUUGCUACCGCCUAUGUCAAUGAGCGUUAGCAUUCUAGCUAACAACUUCUGCAUCCAAAAUAUUUUGCGAUGAUCACAACCAAAUAUAAUCUUAGCGACUGUUCAAGCUAGAAUCAAAACAUAAUUGUAAGCAUAUGAGAAACCCAAAAAGUAAUUUUGUUUAGAAGUAAUAACUUACAUCUAUGCUAUGUUGAAUUGCUGUCAACUACGAAACAUUAAAUGUUUCCCGUUGCAUGCCUUAAUGAAUAUGACCCGUGUCAAUGUUCUCUCUUAUUGACUGAUCUACCUUCAAACAUUUACCUCUCAGGAAUCUGUUGCAUCACCAGCUCUCCACAAUCAGUGACUUAACGAAAGCUUAGUCUUUUCUUCACUUUGUAAAAUAAAUUGUGUUUAUGUUGGGAUAUUUUUAUAUAUUCAAUUGUGUUUUAGAACUUGUUUUUACCAUUGGGUUGAUUUUACAUUUCAAUGUUAAAGUGCCAUUCGCUCUGUCCAUAUUUGACCUGAUUGGUCACUUGCCAUGGUUCCAGUUGUUCUAUGUUCUAUGCAGAACCAUAUCUUUACAUAUGCUUUUUCCUAGGUCAACAUUAUACCAUAUAAAUAGUUGCAGUAUUGUAAGUGCUUCAUCCAGACAUUAUCGAUACAGUUUGGUUACCUUUAUUUGUACACACACACACACACAGAGUAGAGAACAUUCCUCUAUAGCUGUUGUCCUCAUUUGUAUUUAAUUGUGGUCUUACCUACAGACAGAUAAGUAAAUGAGUGCCAUACUCUACUGAAAUGCAAAAAGAUGACCUGUAAGUGCCUUUAUUUUGAUGAAACCAAAGAAACAUAUGUUUUAAGGUGAAAAGUGUUUGUCAUAAUGAGAGAAGGAAGAUUAUUUGUAUAUUUGCCUUAAAUUGUUCUACAAUAAAUCUGUAAAAGUGU